UACGUUCAUUCGCGGUUCGUGUGUAUUGCGUAAAAUUAAUCUCAUUAGGUGACCUCGAGUAUCACAUAACCUAAAGACAGUGCGACAAGCUUGAAAAUUAAAAAAAAAAUAAAGGACCAUGUUCAUCAUCAAAUUAUUAUAAUAUUUUCAAUCUUUAUUGAAAAUAUGGUAUAUUGAAACAAGAACUGAUUAAAAAAUAAUUUAAGUAAUACAAAAAAAUAUAUAUAUAUAAGUAUUUAAAAGAAUGAACAAUCAAGCAUUUAGUUUGGCUGAGAAAUUAAUACCAUCAACGUACGUACAACAAGGCUUAAAUGCCAAAAAAACGCGGGAAAAUCUCAUAAGAAGUUUUAUCGAACACCGGAAAUGGCCAGAAGAAGGAUGGGAUGAUCCGACAAUAGAAGCAUUUCUUUCGGAUCUAUCACAAAUGGACAGUAAUAAUUUCCCAUUAAACUGCAGUGUUGGUGAACGAGAAUCACGUAUUGUAUCAAGUAUCGUAGCAAGACGUCAUUUUCGUAUGGGACAUGGAAUCGGUCGAUCGGGUGAUCUGGAAGAAGUACAACCAAAAGCUGCAGGAAGUAGUCUAAUGUAUAAAUUGUCAAAUGCACUAGUAUUAGAAGUUAUGCGAUAUAUGGGUGUUAAAAGUAUUGCUGGAUGUUUUUUAUCACCAAUGGCAACGGGCAUGAGCUUGGUACUAUGUAUGUUAACUUUAAAACUCGACAGACCACGAGCCAAGUACGUUCUCUGGCCUCGAAUUGAUCAAAAAUCAAGUUUCAAAUCAAUAAUAACAGCUGGGUUAGAACCAAUUGUAAUUGAGAUGCAAAUUGUUGGAGAUGAAUUAAAAACUGAUAUGCAAAGAUUAGAAUCACAGAUGGCUGCACUUGGUGAAAGCAUUGCUUGUGUUCUUUCAACUACCAGCUGUUUUGCACCACGUUCUUGUGAUUCAGUUGAUCUCAUUGCUGCGUUAUGUACACAAUAUAAUAUUCCUCAUCUAGUUAACAAUGCAUAUGGACUACAAAGCACUAGAUGUAUGCAUCUAAUUCAAGAAGCAUCGAGGAAAGGUCGAGUUGAUGCUUUCGUUCAAAGUACAGACAAAAAUUUUCUCGUUCCUGUUGGUGGUGCUAUUAUCGGUUCGUUUGAUAAAAAUCUUCUGGAUCGAAUUUCAAAGAUGUAUCCUGGUCGCGCGAAUGCUAGCUCUACAAUGGAUGUUAUGAUAACAUUGUUGAGUCUCGGUAUGACUGGAUACAAACAGUUGAUAGCACAGAGAAAAGAAAUGUAUGCUUAUUUAAAAGAAGAACUUGGAAAAGUUGCUACAAGACAUGGUGAAAGAUUAUUAGAUACUAAAGGCAACCCUAUUUCUAUGGGAAUGACUUUGCAGUGUCUUAGCCAUCAGCAUGAUCAUAAACAAGUAACAAUGUUGGGAUCUAUGCUAUUUCUUAGGAAUGUAAGUGGUGCCAGAGUAAUCACUACUACUGACAUUAAAAAUAUUGUUUCACAUAAAUUUGAAGGUUGGGGAGCGCACAAUAGCAAUUAUCCCAUACCAUAUUUAACAGCAGCGGCAGCAUUAGGAAUGAAACGAAGUGAUGUAGAUGCAUUUAUACAAAGAUUGGAUAAAGCUUUGACUAAAGUACGACGACGAUCAGCUCCAGUAACUCCAACUGCAUCACUCGCUGGUUCAAGCAUUAAUGGUGAUACUGGUAAUCCUGGUGGUCCAGGUGAAUCAAGUACGGCGUCUACCAGCCGUGCUAGCAGUAAAGAUUCUUUGCGUAAAUGAACCGUAAUCAACGCAACUGGCCAGUCGAAUCAGCAUAUUAAUAUCAAUUUAUAAGCAUCAUUGUUUACAAAUAGUAUCUAUAAAAUCAACUAACGUAAAAUCUUGUUGAAAUUAAAAAUGAUAAGUAAAAAGAUUUUAUGAAAAUGAUACAUAUGCUGAUAUGUCUGCUCAAUUGCGUUGAGAUAUGCAUUAAUAAAAUUAAGUGAAAAAAUGAAAAAUGUGAAUUAAAGUUAUUGCAAUAAGCAAAUUGCUGUAAGAAAAAAAGCGCUGGACGCAUUUUUUUCUUUAUACUCAACCAAAGAUCAAUCACAUCUAUACGAAUUUAUUAUUUAAAUUUAUAAAAUAAUUUUAUUAUUAAGUUUCUUUUUCUGCCGUUAUUCUAUCUUUUAAAAAUUUUGUUUCUAUUGUAAUUUUAAUAUAUGAUUGAAAUGUAUAACUGAUUAUAAAUUUUAAGAACAGAACUAUUAUCGAUAAGAACUAAAUUUAUGCAAACUGAAAAACAAAAUAUAAAAAAUAACUAAACAAUUGAAUGAAUAUACGAUAAAAAAAUAGUGAGAAUGAUUUAAAUAUUAAGGUAGACAUAAAAAAAAACUAUUUAAACACCAUUACUUUGUUCAUACGAUAUAAAUAUUUAAACACAUACUCCAAAUUAUAGACUUCGUGGUAUCGAUAAUUAUUAAAACAAUAUGGCUUUAUUAUAAAUAAUAAUUAGUAUAAUUUUUUUUUAACUUGAUUAAAUUUUCAUUAAAUGCUUGAUGAUAAACAAUAUAGAAAGAAGAAUUAAAAAGAAAUAUGUAGAAACGAAUAAUAAGAAUUCUCAGUAUUAAAUACAGAAGUAAAUAAUUGCGCAUCGCAACUAGAUUUGAUGGAGUGAAUUAUAUAAAAAAGAAAAAAAAAUAAUGGAGCUAAGUAAUUGCAUGAAUUUAGGGGGUAAAUAAAAUAUAAAAAGAAAUGUUACAGCUCACAAAAUGAAGGCCUGGAGCCUCAACGAGACUUUAGAAAUGUUAUAAUCGAUAAAAUGUAGAUAUUAGUUAGUGACUUUGAUAUUAAUUUAGCUUUACACGUUGAUAGUUAAUUGCGUUAAUCAUGCAUAAAAAUUUUACAUUUAAA
Microplitis demolitor is the source of this 2881-nucleotide messenger RNA. RefSeq names its product O-phosphoseryl-tRNA(Sec) selenium transferase (gene SecS). Gene Ontology annotation, molecular function: tRNA binding; O-phosphoseryl-tRNA(Sec) selenium transferase activity. The transcript is spliced from 6 exons. Gene Ontology annotation, biological process: selenocysteine incorporation; conversion of seryl-tRNAsec to selenocys-tRNAsec. Lineage: Eukaryota; Metazoa; Arthropoda; Insecta; Hymenoptera; Braconidae. The record is from RefSeq and is a predicted model, not a curated record. Bases 245 to 1771 code for a protein of 508 amino acids.